GGAGAACUCCACAUAACACCAUACCCUGAUCACACCUCCAGUACUCCUCCUCAAGAUCGCAGCAUGCAAUGGCCUCCCUUACCACCACCGCCGCCGCUCCACAUCUCUCCCAAGCCUUGAGACGACGGCGCAACGCCGCCGUCCCUAGGCGAAGACCCUCCUUCCGCUGCCAAAACCGCCUUCCCACCGAGCCGCCGAUCGGCGGCGACGGAGGAGGCGGAGGAGGAAAGAAGAGGGCGUGGUGGGUGAGCAUGGCCGAGAGGGCGCACAGCGGCGUGGUGAAGGCCGGGAUGGACGUGCGGGAGAGCCUGAGCCCGAAGCAGAAGGGGGACUGGAAGGACGUGGCGCUCAUGAGCCUCUCCUUCGCCGUCUACGUCUACAUCUCCCAGAAGAUCGUGUGCACAUACUGCGCCUGGGUCUCCAUGAUCAAUCACUAGCUCAAAUUCCUAGAUGUAUAGUCGCAUAUUUAGCGCCAACAAAGCAUCUGCUGUUAUCAUUGUGCUUGUAGUUCAUCACUCUAGAUGAUCUAAGAAACUUGUUCUCGUGCAAGACAUGAUUCUGAGUUCAAAA
Molecule: messenger RNA, 570 nt
Organism: Aegilops tauschii subsp. strangulata
Lineage: Eukaryota; Viridiplantae; Streptophyta; Magnoliopsida; Poales; Poaceae
Source: RefSeq, a predicted model, not a curated record